AUGACUUCUUUUGGAGCAACACAAAUUGUUAAUGAGAAUGGUUACAAUCCUACAUUCAAAGUGCAUGGCCAAGUGUAUCAUCUACUUGGUUCUCUUCUCCCAGUACCUGAUGAAGAUUCAAAGUUCCUGCAAAUCUAUUUUAUAGGUGAUAAUGAAAAAGAGAUCAAUCAAAGAUGCACAUUUCAUCAAGCAAUAGAGCGUGCAAUCAUAUCAGAUUUGCAAGAGCUUUUACAUCAACACAACCGCUUGAUUAAAAUAUUCAAAUAUGCUUUGCAUAAAAUGCCAUCAAAGGAUUAUCAAGUUGUCAUUCAUGCAGACAAAACACCAGCUGGAGAACAUGAAAGACGGUUCAAUGCACCAAUUGCUGAAGAAGUAGCUAUUGUUAUCGUUGGAUCAGAAUUUGAAAGGCGUGACAUUGUUGUGCAGAAACAGGAUUCGAGUUUACAAAGAGUUCCUGAAACCCAUAGAAUGUAUGAUGCUUUGCAGUAUCCGUUGAUACAUUGGGAUGGACGGGAUGAAUACCAUAUUCAAAUUAUGCAAAUUGAUCCAGAGAAUGAUGAACCAACAACUAAAAAAGUUUCUUCAAAUGCAUUCUAUGCAUAUAGAAUCAUGAUCAGAGCUAAUGAAUCGAAUCAUAUUUUGAAGUGUGGAAAACUUUUUCAACAAUACUUAGUUGACAUGUACACAAAAUUUGAGAGUGAAAGGCUAUUGUUCAUCAGACUAAAUCAAAAAAAAUUGCGAGCUGAGAAUUAUAUCCACCUACGUGAUGCAAUUACCAACGAUGGAAAUGUUGCUGAUAUUGGUCAAAUGGUCAUACUCCCCUCCACACAUACUGGUAGCCCAAGACACAUGCAUGAGUAUGCACAGGAUGCGAUGACAUAUGUGAGGAAAUUUGGAAAACCAGAUCUAUUUAUAACUUUUACGUGCAACCCAAAGUGGUCGGAGAUUCAAGAGUUGCUUUUACCAGGUCAAACGACAGCUGAUCGACCUGAUAUCGUAGCUCGAGUCUUCCAGCAAAAGCUACAAUGUUUUAUGAAAUUGAUCGUUAAAAGUCUUCUGUUUGGUGAUGUUCGCUAUAAUAUUAUAUCCGCAGAAAUACCCGAUCCAAAUUUGGAUCCAAUAUUGCACGAAAUUAUCAAGAAGCACAUGAUACACGGUCCAUGCGGAAAAUGUAAUCCAAAAUCGCCGUGUAUGCGAGAUAAUAAAUGCACAAAAAAUUACUCACGACCAUUUGUACAAGAAACUCAAACAGGUGGUGAUGGAUAUCCACUUUAUAGAAGGAGAAAACCGGAUGAUGGUGGACAUACAUUUACCAUGAAAGCAAAAGGAGUUGACAUGACCAUUGAUAACAGAUGGGCAAUCAAGUAUAUCUUGAAAUACAUUCAUAAAGGUAGUGACAUGGCAGUUAUCGGACUUAUGAACAAUAUUUCACAUGAUGAAGUUACUCAAUAUCAAACAGGUCGUUACAUCAGCAGCCAUGAAGCUGUUUGGCGAAUAUUGGGCUUUAACAUUCAUGAAAGAUUUCCAGCUGUAGUACAGUUAACGGUUCAUUUGGAAAAUGGGCAAAGGAU
This is a messenger RNA of Sitodiplosis mosellana (orange wheat blossom midge), 1571 nucleotides long. RefSeq lists its product as uncharacterized. The annotation marks the transcript as partial. The record is from RefSeq and is a predicted model, not a curated record. NCBI's taxonomy places the organism in Eukaryota, Metazoa, Arthropoda, Insecta, Diptera, Cecidomyiidae. The transcript is spliced from 3 exons.